Messenger RNA from Cyprinus carpio (common carp), 1318 nucleotides. RefSeq names its product matrix metalloproteinase-17-like. The transcript has 6 exons. Gene Ontology annotation, biological process: proteolysis; collagen catabolic process; extracellular matrix organization. Gene Ontology annotation, cellular component: extracellular matrix. Lineage: Eukaryota; Metazoa; Chordata; Actinopteri; Cypriniformes; Cyprinidae. Gene Ontology annotation, molecular function: metalloendopeptidase activity; zinc ion binding. The record is from RefSeq and is a predicted model, not a curated record. Bases 40 to 1125 code for a protein of 361 amino acids.
AUUUCUUUAUUCUGUCUUUUCUCAUUAGAUUCUCAUGGAAUGGACCUUUUCGCAGUGGCGGUGCAUGAGUUUGGCCAUGCUAUAGGGCUCGCACACACUUCUGCCAUUGAGUCCAUCAUGCGCCCUUACUACCAGGGGCCAGUGGGUGACCCGCUCAAGUACAACCUCCCGUACGAAGACAAGAUUCGCGUCUGGCAACUUUAUGGUGUUCGGGAGUCCGUAUCGCACACGACGCAGCCAGAUGACCCCUCUCAAACGGCCGAACCUCCCGUCCUGCUUGACCUCCCCAAAAACAGAUCCACGAUACCACCUGCCCAUGAUGCCCCUGACAGAUGCACUAGUUACUUUGAUGCUGUAGCCCAGAUUCGAGGGGAGGCCUUCUUUUUCAAAGGGAAGUAUUUUUGGCGUCUGACGCGUGAGAAGCACCUGGUGUCAUUAAGGCCAGCUCAGAUCCAUCGUUUCUGGAGGGGGUUGCCUGUCAACCUGGACAGCGUGGAUGCUGUAUACGAGAGACCUGGAGACCACAAGAUAGUGUUCUUUAAAGGUGGGAAAUAUUGGGUGUUCAAGGACAAUAAUGUUGAAGAGGGCUACCCACGGGCUGUCACUGACUUCGGACUGCCUGCGGAAGGAGUGGAUGCAGUUUUUGUCUGGCUGCACAAUGAGAAGACCUACUUCUUCAAGGACAACCGUUACUGGCGCUAUGAUGACCAUCUGCGACACAUGGACCUCGGCUACCCAAAAGAUACGGCGCUGUGGAAAGGGAUCCCACCUCAACUGGAUGAUGCCAUGCGGUGGUCAGACAGAGCGUCAUAUUUCUUCAAGGGAAAGGAGUACUGGCGUGUGGCAGGCAGUGAUAUGGAGGUUGAAGCGGGUUAUCCGCGUCCCAUCGGCAAGGACUGGCUGAUGUGCACAGAAAUGCAGUCGGACUCCCCGGAGAUGCAGAACAACUCAAACACCAGGCUUCAUGGGCAGCACCAUGCAGACCAUGCAGAAAAUGGCUACGAGGUGUGUUCCUGCACUUCGGACUCAGCCUCCCCAUUGGGGACGCGACUGACCUUCUCGCCCGCCUGGGUGUUAGCGCCGUUCUGGACACUCACACUCGUUCUCUCCUCUGCUCCUCUCUGAUAAGGGCAGAGCCACAGGCCUGUAGUCAAAAAGACUCCAGGAGCAGAACUUACAGCAGCCUGUGGGUAAAGAGUGUUAAAAAGAUCUGGAAAAGCCUUUUGACAGCACCAGACUGAUGGAAAGGCCUCAGCCCUUCAGUCAAGAGAGGGAUUGGAUCACAUUCACAUUCACAUUUCUUUUUUUUGUGGUGGUG